AUGCCCCAGAUACAAGUGUGGGGCAGGUGUGGGGCAGGGCCCCCUCAGACCUUCCUCAGGACCCUGCUAGUGGGUCCGACUGCCCUCUCCCUCCACCUACCCCCGGCGGCCGCGGGACCAGCCUCGGCCGAGCAGCCCUGCCUGCCCCGCGGGCAGCAUCCCGUGUCCGCCGCCCUGCCGCGUCCUGACCCCCGGAACCUGCCCCGGUGCCCCCCCCCGGAAUCCACGUCCCGGAGGAGCUGCGCCACGGAGAACCCGUCCCCGGGAGCCCACCCGAACCUGCCCCGAGCUGAGCUGAGCCCCACGGACCCGCUCUCCCCCGUGGCCGGCCCUGCGGAUCCCGUCCCGGCGGCGGCCCCGGCCGUGCCCCGCGCCCCCCCUCCCGGUGCGGGCGGGCUCCCGUGCGGGUGCCCGCGGCUCGGGGCGGCGCGUGACCGGCUGCCGCUGCCGCCGCCGCCCGCUCCGCCGCAGAGCCCGGCCCGCCCGCACCGGCACCGGCACCGGCAGGUCAUGCUGCGGCGGGCGGCGGGAGGGGGCUGGCGGCACCGCGGCCCGCGCACCGCGCACCGGGCACGGAGCGGAGGAGCCGGCCCGGCGCGCUGCGGGUGGGGUCGGCGGGAUGCGGCGGCCGCACCGGCCCCGCUGUGGUCCCGCACCGGCCGCGGCCCGACUCCGCUGCGCAGCCCCGCCGGUAAUCCGCACCGCGCCGCGGGGCCGCCGCCGCAGCACCCUGGCGAUCCCGGCCCCGUUCCCGGCCCGGCGGGUCUGAGCCGUGUGCGGCGGCAGCGAGGGGCUCCGGGCCGAGCAUCCCCGCCGGGAUGCGGCCGGGACGCGCCAAGGGUCGACUCGGUACUCACCAUGGCUGCAGCACAGCUCGUCACCUGGGGGAUGCUCCUGGCCACCGGGGUCCCCGCCAAAGCCCAGGGGGUGCUGCUGGCAGGGCUGUCCUUCGGUGGGGACCCCUUGCACAGGGGACAGCAGUGGCCAGGCCCAUCCCCUGCCUGGGAGGCAUCGGGGGAGCCCAGCGGUGCUGGGGCCCCAAGGAGUGAGCGCUGGGGGGUCAAGCACCCCGUGCACUGGUCCCCACAUCUGCAGGCAGGGGAUGGCACCAGGGCACCCCUGGAGAUGGAAACCACUAUGACAGGUGCUGAUAGCAAGAUCUGGAGGGACGGCAGCACAGUCCCGGCUGUGACAGAGGAGCCGCUUGUUGCCUGGCGAGGGCACGAAGCUGAAGUCCAGGACAGGCCCCUGCCCCACGGCUCUGCACUGGGUACGCCGGGCCCUGAGGUGCCCACGGACAGAGGGGCAGACUCUUCAGGGCCACCCUGGGCCGGGCAGGGCCUCUCCCUGUCCAGGGACAGUGUCUCCAAGACAGCCAGCACCCCCAGCCCUCAGCCAGCCGCACCCACCACUGCCCUGGACCCCACGCUGGCGGCAGGGAUGAGGACAGCAGAUGCCCACGCAGGGGGACACACAGCGGUCCCGGGCCUCUCUCAGGAUGCCAAACUCACUUCAGCCAGCAGCCAGUCGGUCCCACCGGGCACAGCCCCUGUCUCUGAUCCUGGAGGAACGGGGCCAGCCUGGGGUCCCCAUGCCAGCCCUGGCUCUGUGCAGCUGGUGGGCAGCUGGGGGGACACGGGAGGGCCCCCCAGCCCCUCCCCGGCUCUGCCCAGCUCUGCCCCACGGCUGCGCCACACUGCCCCGUCCUGGGGGCUGGCUGAGCCCUGGACUCGGGCGCUCCCGUCCCUCCAGCGCAGCACCCGGAGGGCCCCGCUCAGCCACGCCACCACCAGCCCUGGCGAUGCAGGCCCCCGGACGGACCCUGGGACUACGGGGCAGCGGGGACCUCAGCCCGCCCCAGGGUCUGUCCCCAGCACCGGCCCUGCGCCACCCCCCGCCUCCAGCACGGCCACCCCCGGUACCCCGAGCAGAGGGCUGCUGCCCGAGGAGGACGUCGGCUCCCCGCAGCAGGUCCGGGGCGCCGUGGGCCCUGUGAGCGUCCCAAAUGCCACCCAAACGACCCCACAGCCAACGGCACAUCCCACCACAGGGACGCUCGGGAUAAGGCACCCAGACACGCCGGGGACGCAGCCCGCAGCCUCCAGCACUGCGGCCCCCUCGGCCACGUGGCGACGGGCAGGGACGACGCCUCAGCCGGUGCCCCGGGAUCCAUCAUCGCCGCAGCCACAGCCCACGGUCCGUGUCCCGCCGGCGCUGGGAGCCAACGCGAGCGGGCUGCGCUGGGCCGAGCUGCAGCGCCAGCUGGGCUUCUCCUGGGAGGCCCACGUCUAUGGACUGGCUGCCGUGUUCCUGCUGCUGGCGCUGGGCUGCCUGGCCGGGCUGGCGGGGACAGCCAUCCUGCGGCCCCCACACCUCCUCCACGUUGUGGGGGCCCACGGGCUGCUGCUAGCCGCCUGCCUGCUGCGGGCCACCUUCCUGCUGCUGGAUCCCUACGGGGCACGGGGCCGCCUGCCCACUGCGGCGCUGCUGCUGCUCAACACGGCCCCUUUCCCCCUGCUGCUCGCCGCCUUUGCCCUCCUGCUCCAGCGGCUGCAGCGCCUGGCCCAGCUUCAGCUGCUGCCGUCCCGGCUGCGGGGGCUGCCGGCGCUGGGGGCUGCUGCUGCCCUGCAGGGUGCGGUGAUGGGCGCCGCCGACCUGCUGCCGCCUCGGCUGGGGCUCACGGCCGCGCUGGGGCUGCAGGCGCUGGGCUGCGGGGCAGGGGCUCUGCUGCUGCUGGGGGGGCUCUGGGGGUGCUGGCGGGCGCUGCGGGCGCCCUGCGAGGGGCCGGGGCCGCAGCCGGGGGCGCGGGCGCUGCUGGCGGCGGCGGUGGCGGGGCUGCCGGUCUGCGGGCUGCAGCUCUUCAGCGCUGUGUGGCUGCGAGCAGUGCUGGGGCCCCAGGGGCGCUUCUCCCGGCCCAGCUGGGCGGCACAGCUCUGGCUGCGGAUCGGCGAGCUGGGCACGGCCCUGGCGUUGCUGGCGGCCGCCGCCGAGCCCGUGUGCUGCCGGUGCCGCCGCCGGAGCCCCGCCGGCCACUCCUGCUGGGCCAAGGCACUGCGGUACUUCUGCGCCGGCCGCAAAGCUGAGGCACCCGAAUACCCCAACAACUGCUACGACUGGGCCGGCGGCGGCACCGGCGGCAGCGGCGCGGAGCGGACACCAGCCAACGACAUCUCCAAGAACCUCAUCCGCAACCCGGCGGAGCAGCUGCCGCUGCGGGCUCUGAAGGACAGCAACGAGGUCUGGGCAGCCGGCACCGGGAUGCCGGGGCUCAGCCCCAAGUGCCCCAACAUGCUGGCCGCCCGCUCCUGCGCCGCCUUCGAGCAGGGCUCCUCGCCCUCCCUGGGGGAGCUCAUCUUCCGCCCGCCGUCCCCCAUCGACCUGCGCCGCAGCAUCGACCAGGCGCUCUGCCGCCGCCACCUCCUGCACGACGGCCUCUUCGGCCGGGCCCGCCGUGGCUCCGGCUCCUCGCUGCACGGCUCCCCUGCCCCCGACAAGACCCCCAGCCUGGGGCGUAUGGUGCGCUGCAGCUCGCUCACGGAGCUGCCCGGCCCCCGCCAGCCCCACGGCACCAUCACUGUCACCGUCACCGCCUCGGCCAGCUCGCUGGAGAGCAGCUCGCUGAAGAUCAGCUGGAACCCCUGGCGCCACGGGCUGUCCUCGCCCGACAGCCUGCCCCUGGACGAGGCGCCCAGCCGGGCCCCGCUCCUGGUGCCCGCCGGAGCCCCCGGCUGCGAGCGGGAGGGUCCCCGCGCCUUCCCAGCCCUCGGCAAGGCGCUGGACUCCCGCAGCCUCUCCAGCGACACCAUUGAGCUCUGAGCCCGGGACAGGCAGAGACUGGGGGCGCAGAAGGACGAUGAGGGUGAGGACACUGUGAGGGUGCAGGGGUCUGAUCCUGCGCCCCUGUAGGGCCGGGCAGGGGCAGUUCCAUUUGUGCCAAACGAGAGAAAUAAAGAGUUUAUGCUGGGA
Zonotrichia leucophrys gambelii is the source of this 3966-nucleotide messenger RNA. RefSeq names its product proline rich transmembrane protein 3 (gene PRRT3). The coding region runs from base 1 to 3816 and encodes 1271 amino acids. Lineage: Eukaryota; Metazoa; Chordata; Aves; Passeriformes; Passerellidae. The transcript is spliced from 6 exons. The record is from RefSeq and is a predicted model, not a curated record.